AUGGAUCAAAAUUCUGGAAAUUUACCCCUGACCAAGGGCCCCACGGAUUCAGGGGGGGGCCCGUCCAUAACUGGAAACAAGACUGGAAAACUGGAAAACGGACAAGAGGAUAAAGAAGGACACGGAUGCACCAAAGGAACUGCUGAGACGUACGUGGGGGCUGAAGCGUCGCCCGCCGUGAGGGUAAUCGACAUCACCACCCUCAAAGAAGCUGAGUUGUUAGACAAAACCCUCCACUACGUUGCAAGCAUGGAAAAAUUUGCGUUGGCCACGCGCAAUGUACACAGGGAGAUUAAGGAUACUCUCCCAAAACUGCGUAUGCUCCUAACGCAGUACAUAAAAGUGAAAAAGCAGGGAACUGGCGACAAGGGGCAGAACGUUCAGAAGCUAGAAGUGAAGGUCGCUGGGAAAUGCGCGGCCACACAAACGCCAACGCUGACGAAUCCCGAGAAGCCAGACGGUCCCCUCAUGGCAAUGCUGGAAAGAAUCCAGGAGCAGUUGACGUCGCAGCAGGGAUCAAUCGACCAGCUAGUGGUAGAGCGGAACCAGCUGCACCUAGAGAAACGGUCGAACACCGAGCAGCAGGAGCGCGGCCAGCAGCAACAACAGCAAGAACAAUCAACCGCAGCCACUGCAAAAAAGCAGAGGCAGCAGCAACAAAAGUCGCUGAAGCAGCAGCAUCAGCAGCAACAAAAGUCGCCAAAACAGCGACAGCAGCGAGAGCAACAGGCACCUGAAGAGGUGCAGGAGCAGGGUCGGCAACAGCAUGAACAAGCGCAGGAACCGCAGCAGGAACCCCAGCAGGAACCCCAGCAGCAGCAGCAGACCUGGAGUGAGGCCGUUAGAAAGAGGAAGCCACCGAAGCCGGCCCAACAACCACGCCCUACCACCGACCAAGUGGCUCUCCUGCGGAAGCGGGCUCCGCGAUCCAUGGCGGUGACUAUCGACCGCCCGGCAGAAGGAGGCUCCCUAGCCUCCGUGAUGAAGAAAGUAUCGAGGUCAAUCAACCUCCAGUCCCUUGGCGUCAAGGUCCUGACGACAAGAAAGACCAGAGCGGGAGGAAUUCUCCUUGAGGUUGAGGGGAACGAAAAAGCCAUACUGCUAGCUGGGAAGAUCCGGGAGGUGGUAGGAGAUGCGGCCAGGGUCAGGUUACCCGAGCCCCGUACGCCCGUUCUACUUCUGGGAAUUCCGGAAUGGGCAGAGGCAGAGAACGUCAUUGCCGGCGUCACUCAGGCGGGAGUCACUGGAGUCACCUCUGAGAACGUGAUCAUUCGCAAGAACUCCGGUGGUAGAGGGGAGUUCGUCGCGAGCCUCCACUUGCCGCUCAAGGACGCCAUCACGCUGGCGGAGAAGAAAACGGUCACCGUGGAGUGGACCAGGUGCAGGGUCAAGCUGUUGGCUAACAACCAACCUACCUGCUUCCGCUGCCAAGGAAAAGGACACCUGGCUGCCGAGUGCCUUGGCGAGGUCAAGCCCCGCCGCUGCCACAGAUGCAAUAAAGAUGACCACCUGGUGAAGGACUGCGCCCUACAGAAGCAGGCGCAGCAGCAGCCGCAGCCGCAGCCCCCAACCUCAAGUUGUGGGACGCUUGCAGAAGCAAGUAGUGCGGUGUGA
This is a messenger RNA of Macrosiphum euphorbiae (potato aphid), 1614 nucleotides long. The record is from the annotation of a GenBank genome assembly. Lineage: Eukaryota; Metazoa; Arthropoda; Insecta; Hemiptera; Aphididae.